AUGAGGAUAUUAAACUUUUUACUCUUGACCAGUUCCCUGACUGUUCUUUCCCCGAUUCUCGCCAAACGUGGUGCUAAGCAAGCAUCAGAUUCAGAGCUACUUAAGUUAUCGUGCCUGGUUUAUGAUGACUUGAGUUUUUACGAUUUAAGAGGGUUGGAGUCCGAAUAAUCCGAUUAUAGUUUUAUAAGCAGCAACUCAAAGCACAAUUACUAUUUCAAUUUAUGUGCUUUCACAAAUAAAGCUUGCGGUGAAGACACAACCUAAGCAUUUGGAAUUAGGGUUGAUUAGAAUAAUUAAUGCACUAAAUUAACAGGCAAUAACCUUCAGAGUCUAAACACUUCAGUUGAGGAAUACUCUGAUGGGGAAAGAUAUGUAUAGCUCAAAUUCGCUGGUGGAGAUAAAUGUAAGGAAGCUGGUGCAACUAAUCCAGAAGCCAAGUACAGCAUGACUUUGAAAUUAGAAUGCAAAGCUGAUGGCAAGAAGGAAGCACCUCUCAAUAUCAAGACAGUUGAGGUAACUGACAAAUGUGCUCCAAUUAUUACUGCUAGUCACAAAAAUGCAUGCCCAGUUUUCUCAUCAACUACUUUCACUAGAUUCUUUGUUGACAGGCCUUACAUUCUUGGACCUAUUGCUAUUAUCUUUGGUAUUCUAGUCUCUUUCUAAGGAAGAAAGUUUUUCCCCUGGACUAUUGGAGUGAUUGGAUGCUUUAUUGGUGGUGGUAUUACCCUUCUAUUGUUCUCAAUGUCCAGCAUUUUGGAUUCUAUUCAAUCAAGCCAAGCUACUGAUCAGUCAACCUUCUUUGCUAUUCUCACUUUUAUUGUAGCUGGAAUCAUUGGUAUCUUUGUAGGUUUCAUUUUGUAGAAAAUGCUUCAUAUUGGUGCUGCCAUUCUUGGAGCUAUUGGAGGAUUCUUUAUUGGAGUUGCUGCCUACAAUAUUAUCUUCUUCAGCUUAAAGAGUGAGAUUCUUUUGACUUCUUGUUCCAUUCUUGGAUCUCUCAUUAUGGCCUUCUUAUCAUUCAGACAAUAUGAUAAUAUUGUAAUCUUUGGUACAGGAUUCAUUGGAUCAUACUCCUUUACUAGAGGUAUUUCUCUCUUUAUCGGAAACUUCCCAAAUGAGAUUCUUUUCUUCACCUAAUUGAUAGAGGGAAAUGUAAGUGCUACAUGGGAAACCUAUUUCUACUUGGCUAUAUUUGUAAUCUUGUUCAUACUUGGAGUAGUAUAUCAGAGAAGAAUAAGAGUUCAGGAUGCUCAGAAUAAUUAUAUCAAGUUCUGA
Messenger RNA from Stylonychia lemnae, 1272 nucleotides. NCBI's taxonomy places the organism in Eukaryota, Ciliophora, Spirotrichea, Sporadotrichida, Oxytrichidae. The record is from the annotation of a GenBank genome assembly.